Molecule: messenger RNA, 2947 nt
Organism: Sardina pilchardus (European sardine)
Lineage: Eukaryota; Metazoa; Chordata; Actinopteri; Clupeiformes; Clupeidae
Gene: napgb
Product: N-ethylmaleimide-sensitive factor attachment protein, gamma b
Exons: 12
Coding region: 87-1025 (312 amino acids)
Biological process (GO): intracellular protein transport
Cellular component (GO): vacuolar membrane; SNARE complex
Molecular function (GO): soluble NSF attachment protein activity; syntaxin binding
Source: RefSeq, a predicted model, not a curated record
CGCCGUCUACUCCACGGUAUUCUGUUUGUUAUUGCUGUACGCACAUCCAUAGCCAUAAGACCCGAUCCUGUGGCUGUCAUCCGAAUAUGGCUGCACAGAAAAUCAACGAAGCCCAUGAGCACAUCGCUAAAGCAGAGAAAUGCCUGAAGACGAGCAUGACCAAGUGGAAGCCAGACUUUGAUAGUGCUGCCACAGAAUAUUCAAAAGCAGCUGUGGCUUUCAAAAAUGCUAAACAGUUUGAACAAGCCAAGGAUGCGUAUCUGAAGGAAGCAGAGUACCACACAGAAAACAAAGCGCUUUUCCACGCCGCCAAAGCGUAUGAACAAGCGGGCAUGAUGCUGAAGGAUAUGAAGCGCAUGCCAGAGGCCAUCCAGCUGAUAGAGAAAGCCUGCGUCAUGUACGUGGAGAACGGCACAGCUGGGACCGCUGGCAUUGCACUGGACAGAGCGGGAAAACUCAUGGAACCAAUGGAUCUGGAGAAGGCUGUGGAUCUUUAUCAGAAAGCAGCAUAUGUGUUUGAGACUGAAGAUCGAUUGAGACAGGCUUCAGAGAUGCUGGGGAAAGCUUCAAGGCUGCUGGUCCGCCUUCGCAAGCUUGAUGAUGCAGCUGUCUCCCUCCAGAAAGAGAAGAACAUGUACAGAGACAUAGAAAAUUACCCCACUUGUUUCAAGAAAACAACUGCGCAGGUGUUGAUUCAUCUUCACAGAGCGGACUUUGUGGCUGCUGACAAGUGCGUCAGAGAAAGUUACAGUCUCCCGGGGUACAACACCAGUGAGGACUGCGUAGCCAUGGAGACCCUUCUACAGGGAUAUGACGAGCAGGAUGAAGACCAGGUGUAUCGUGUGUGCAACAGCCCUCUGCUCAAGUACAUGGAUAACGACUACGCCAAACUGGCUGUCAGUCUAAAGGUACCUGGAGGAGGCGGUGGCAAGAAGAAGAAGACCGCAGCACCACAGGGGGGCGCCGGAGGACCAGCUGCUGCAGCAGCAGAUGAUGAUGACUAUGAAGAAGGAGGCCUGUGUUAGCUAUUGGAUGCAACAAGUGUGUGUGUGUGUGUGUGUGUGUGUGUGUGUGUGUGUGUGUGUGUGUGUGUGUGUGUGUGUGUGUGUGUGUGUGUGUGUGUGUGUGUGUGUGUGUGUGUGUGUGUGUGUGUGUGUGUGUGUGUAUGUAUGUGUAUGUGCCUGCCUGUCUGUCUGUUCACGUGUGUUCAGUUUUAUCCUGCAUUUGUGUAAUUCCAUAUCAGCUACCGAAGUCACCCGCUCACCUCUAUCAAUUCUCUAUAACUAGGAGGAACUGGAAAAGGGACAAAUUAGUUAUACAAAACAGCACUAUGAACUCCUACACUGCUAGAUGUUUAAGCCUCAAGAGUAUUUGUUAAGAGGUACAGCAGGUUUUGCUGAAAUCAAUGUGUGUGAGUGAGUGUGUGUGUAUGUGUGUGUGUCAAUUAUUUAUGUAACGUUUCAAUCGUGUGUAGCAAUACAUUUUUUUUAUCAGGAAAAAAAGUGCAAUCAGUCUUAUGUUGUGCUGUAUCAGAAUUGUAAUUGUGUUAUUUAUUUAAGCUAUGCUAACUGUAUUUGGGUGUACUUAAAGUGAUAUUUAUUUUUAACUAAAUCGUUACGUAUGAAAGGUAUGGUUACAGUGUUAUCCCAAAUGUAGUCCAGAUUAAUGAUCUAUUGCAGUGUACAGUGUCACAGACUAGAUGUAUAUAUACACAAUGUAGUAUCAUAAAUGAUUUAGUGAGUUACACCAUUGUCAGUGGCUGCCACCUGUACAUUUGUAUAUCUGUAUCUGCCCAGGUCUUUAGUAAGCAUAUCGUGUGUUUGAUUAUGACACAGGGUGCGCGAUCACAAACACCUGUAGGUCGCAAGAGCUGUAGACGAUGGUGACAUUCGUCUACCUCAGGAAAUCUCUGUAUACGUCAUCGGUGCCCCCUGGUGGCUAAGAGCUUAGUGACAGGACUAUAUCAGUGCAGUCACCAUGGACUGUCCAACAUGUCGCCCCUGGUGAUUAUUCUACUAUGAAGAGGAGGGAGCUUAAGAAAUAAAAAUAAAAAUAAAGCAGCAUCUAUCAAAUGGUUUCUUGUUGUCCUAAUAGCAUUGAAUACAUAGUGAUUUGGGCGUACUUGCUAGGUAACCCUGGCUUUUGUUUUGCAGCUUGUUUUCAGAACAGAAAGCCUAGACUCCAGCGGUGAUGCUGCUUGAUUACAAGGGAGACCGCUGUAUUACUUAAUCCAUAUACUUUACCAGUGUUUUUUGCAGUGAUCAGUGACAAUGACACAUUGUUGGCUGUGUUGAAAGCUGUGUUGCUGUGUCUCUGUGCGGUCCAAACUGGUUCGUUAACCUCUCCAUACCACUCCUCUCUCCUGCGUAGUAGUGUAUACUCUGCACAUCACGUAAUUGCCUGUGUGGACGGGAGUGGACAGCCCUUGCCUGGGUGUUUAUGCAGGAGAAGGUCCAGCGGUGGUCCUAAUGUGCUGAUAUAUUUUUAAUGUGGUCCAGAGCCCUGGCUCCUCUAAGCUUCAUCAUUAAUGUAUGUGUGUGUGUGUGUGUGUGUGUGUGUGUGUGUGUGUGUGUGUUCUUCUCUUGUGGUGCUGCCUGACGUCUCCAGUCUUUGAUGUAGAAGUGCAUUAGUCAAGAGUGCUAUCUAUCGGAGCAGUGCCCGGCGGAGCAACAAAGUGACUAUUUGACCAAAUGUUUGCAACAGUGAGAGACAUGAACAGUGAUGUGUAGAAGGUCUUGGAGAUUUAAUGUUGUUUGGAAUUUCAACAUGCAGUCAGCCCAGUUUUUUCUUCCAUUCCAAGUGACAUAGUAACCUAUAGCAAAUUAAAGUAAAAUAUUUUCACUGUGGAAAAUGGAGGAUAAGGUAUUAAUGAUAGCGUUCACAUUCAUGACUAAAGGUUUAGAUAUUACUGUUGGUCAAUUAUCACUCUAGUUGGUAGGCAGCUGGU